Trametes versicolor FP-101664 SS1 is the source of this 1095-nucleotide messenger RNA. RefSeq names its product isocitrate dehydrogenase (NAD(+)) IDH2. Gene Ontology annotation, biological process: tricarboxylic acid cycle; isocitrate metabolic process. Gene Ontology annotation, cellular component: mitochondrion. The record is from RefSeq and is a predicted model, not a curated record. Gene Ontology annotation, molecular function: NAD binding; magnesium ion binding; isocitrate dehydrogenase (NAD+) activity. NCBI's taxonomy places the organism in Eukaryota, Fungi, Basidiomycota, Agaricomycetes, Polyporales, Polyporaceae. The coding region runs from base 1 to 1095 and encodes 364 amino acids. The transcript has 12 exons.
AUGGGUCUAAUUGCGCGGCAGGCCUUCCGUCGCUACGCUUCCGCCGCGCCAACCGCCGCCUUCGCUGGUCAGAAGGGCGCAAACGGCAAAUAUACCGUCACGUUGAUUCCCGGAGACGGUAUUGGGCCGGAAAUUAGCGAGUCGGUGAAGGAAAUCUACACGGCCGCAGGUGUUCCCAUCGAGUGGGAGGAGGUCAGCGUCGCGCCGAUCCUGAAGAACGGCAAGACGGUCAUCCCGGAUGCUGCUAUCAGCUCCGUCAAGAAGAACACCGUUGCGCUGAAGGGUCCCCUUGCCACCCCUAUUGGCAAGGGUCACGUUUCCCUUAACCUGACGCUGCGCAGGACCUUCAACCUAUUCGCGAACGUCCGCCCUUGCCUGUCCAUUCAGGGCUUCAAGACGCCCUAUGACGAUGUCAACACUGUCCUCAUCCGUGAGAACACUGAGGGAGAGUACUCGGGCAUUGAGCAUGAGGUUGUUGACGGUGUCGUCCAGUCUAUCAAGCUGAUCACCUGGGACGCGUCGGAGCGCGUUGCUCGCUACGCGUUCCACUACGCUCAGUCCCAGGGCCGGAAGCGCGUCACGGCUGUGCACAAGGCGAACAUCAUGAAAAUGUCCGACGGCAUGUUCUUGUCUGCCUGCCGCCAGGUCGCGAAGGAGUUCCCCGAAAUCACGUAUGACGAGGACCUCCUCGACCGCGUUUGCCUGCAGGUCGUGCAAAACCCUAAGCCGUACGCCGACCGUGUGAUGGUCAUGCCCAACCUGUACGGUGAUAUUCUGUCCGACAUGUGUGCCGGCCUCAUUGGUGGUCUGGGACUGACGCCCUCCGGUAACAUCGGCCGCGACGCCUCCAUCUUCGAGGCUGUCCACGGCUCUGCGCCCGACAUUGCGGGCAAGGGCUUGGCUAACCCGACGGCUCUCCUGCUGUCGUCCAUCAUGAUGCUCCGGCACAUGAACCUCAACGAGCACGCUAGCAAGAUCGAGAGCGCGGCUCUUUCGACCAUUGCCGAGGGCAAGUCGAUCACUGGUGACCUUGGUGGCAAGGCUUCGACGAAGGAGUACACCUCUGCCAUCAUCGAGAAGCUGCGCCGGGCGUAG